This is a messenger RNA of Ricinus communis (castor bean), 4509 nucleotides long. RefSeq names its product cellulose synthase-like protein D3. The record is from RefSeq and is a predicted model, not a curated record. The transcript is spliced from 4 exons. Gene Ontology annotation, molecular function: mannan synthase activity; cellulose synthase (UDP-forming) activity. Bases 773 to 4204 code for a protein of 1143 amino acids. NCBI's taxonomy places the organism in Eukaryota, Viridiplantae, Streptophyta, Magnoliopsida, Malpighiales, Euphorbiaceae. Gene Ontology annotation, biological process: cellulose biosynthetic process; plant-type primary cell wall biogenesis. Gene Ontology annotation, cellular component: trans-Golgi network; plasma membrane.
UUGUCCGAGCCUACUGUCCCUAACCUGCCUCACUCUCUGUUUCUGGUAAAAAGGCCAAAGCAUUUUGUUUCCAAAUACCAGUACUGCCCUUACCUUAGAUUCUCCUCAUCUGCCUGAAAACCCAAAUUCACCCUUUCCUUCACCCCCUAAAUUCUUUCCUUUUCAUCUUCUUGUGUUUUGGUCCUAAACUCCUAAGACCUCAACUUCUACUUGUACUCAAUCAGACAUCAAAAGGAAAAAAAAAAAAAAGGAAAAAACUAUAGAAGCCGCUCUGGUCAUAAUACUUGGCCGGCGAGGCAAAACUGAAAACCCACUUCCUUUUUUAAUUUAAUCUUUCUUUCAUGUUCUCUUCUUUUAGCCCCUGAGCCAAGAACCAGGAACCUUCUGUCUUCCCUGAAUUAUAAAUUUUGAAAAUAAAUAAAUAAACACUUCAAAACCCAGCAAAGCUUUUGUAUAAAAUAAAGUAUUUAGUCCUGAUCAUGCCCUGUUAGUGGCUUGUUGUUUCUUUCUCACGACCUGGUCCUUCUUUCAACCAAGAAACUUUCUUUUGUUAUUUGAUUUUAACUAAUGUGAGAAGUUGUGGACAGUUGGUGACGUUGGAGCUUUCUCUUUUCUUUUUAAAGAUUGGUUCAGGUUUUAGUCUCUUUUAACAUUUCUGAUAGAAUCAAACAAAAGGGAUCUAUCUAUCCAUCUUCCUCUUCAGUCUGUAAAGACUGGUUCUUAUUUAAAAAGAGAAAGGAUCUGAAGAGACUUUCUGUGAUAGGAAUAAAAUAUGGCCUCAAAAUCAUUUAAACUUAGCAGAUCAAAUCUAUCAGUGAGUUCAGAUGCCAAUGAUUCUCAGAAGCCUCCACUGCCUCCAACUGUGACAUUUGGCCGGAGAACUUCCUCAGGUCGCUAUAUCAGCUAUUCAAGGGAUGAUCUUGAUAGUGAAUUGGGGAGUAGUGAUUUCAUGAACUAUACAGUGCAUAUACCACCUACUCCUGAUAACCAACCCAUGGAUCCAUCUAUUUCACAGAAGGUGGAAGAGCAAUAUGUAUCGAGUUCACUCUUUACGGGCGGGUUUAAUAGUGUUACACGGGCUCAUCUUAUGGACAAGGUGAUUGAGUCUGAAACAAGCCAUCCCCAGAUGGCUGGUGCCAAGGGGUCCUCUUGUUCAAUCCCAGGCUGUGAUGCAAAGGUUAUGAGUGAUGAGCGUGGAGUGGAUAUUCUCCCUUGUGAAUGUGAUUUUAAGAUAUGCCGGGAUUGUUAUAUUGAUGCAGUGAAAACAGGAGGUGGAAUUUGCCCAGGUUGCAAGGAGUCUUAUAAGAACACUGAAUUGGAUGAAGUAGCUGUGGAUAAUGGGAGGCCACUUCCACUUCCUCCACCAGGAACAGUAUCCAAAAUGGAGAGGAGGUUGUCAUUGAUGAAGUCCACGAAGUCGGUGCUAAUGAGGAGCCAAACUGGGGAUUUUGAUCAUAAUAGGUGGCUGUUUGAAACAAGGGGGACUUAUGGAUAUGGGAAUGCCAUAUGGCCAAAUGAUGGAGGCUUUAGCAAUGGAAAAGAUGAAGAAGUCGUUGAACCCAAAGAGUUGAUGAAUAAACCAUGGAGGCCACUUACUCGGAAAUUAAAGAUACCAGCUGCUAUUAUCAGCCCAUAUAGGCUGCUCAUCUGUAUUCGGGUUGUUGUCCUUGCCUUGUUCUUGAUGUGGAGAGUCUCACAUCCAAAUGAAGAUGCAGUAUGGCUAUGGGGAAUGUCAGUUGUUUGUGAGAUUUGGUUUGCUUUUUCUUGGCUUCUUGACCAACUUCCCAAGCUAUGCCCUAUCAAUCGAGCUACAGAUCUUAAUGUCUUAAAAGAGAAAUUCGAAACACCAACCCCCAGUAAUCCUACUGGAAAAUCAGAUCUUCCAGGCAUAGAUGUCUUUGUCUCUACAGCAGAUCCAGAGAAAGAACCGCCUCUAGUCACUGCCAACACAAUUUUGUCAAUUCUAGCUGCUGAUUAUCCGGUCGAAAAACUUGCUUGUUAUGUAUCUGAUGAUGGAGGUGCACUUCUAACAUUUGAGGCCAUGGCAGAAGCAGCAAGUUUUGCUAAUAUUUGGGUGCCUUUCUGUCGUAAACAUGAUAUUGAGCCCAGGAAUCCAGAAUCUUACUUCAAUUUGAAGAGGGAUCCUUACAAGAACAAAGUGCGUCCUGAUUUUGUUAAGGAUCGGAGGAGGGUAAAGCGUGAAUAUGAUGAAUUCAAGGUUCGAAUCAAUGGCUUGCCUGAUUCUAUUCGCCGCCGAUCUGAUGCCUUUCACGCUCGUGAGGAAAUUAAGGCCAUGAAACUUCAAAGACAGAACAGAGAUGAUGAACCUGUGGAGAGUGUAAAGAUCCCAAAAGCUACAUGGAUGGCAGAUGGUACUCAUUGGCCAGGAACUUGGAUGCAGUCUGCUCCCGAGCAUUCUAAGGGUGACCAUGCUGGUAUUAUACAGGUGAUGUUGAAACCUCCUAGUGAUGAACCAUUGCAUGGAACUGCUGAUGAUACGAAGAUUAUAGACUUUACUGAUGUAGAUAUUCGUUUGCCUUUACUUGUUUAUGUCUCUCGUGAGAAACGGCCAGGCUAUGAUCACAAUAAGAAGGCAGGGGCCAUGAAUGCACUUGUUAGAGCCUCAGCCAUCAUGUCUAAUGGCCCAUUCAUUCUCAACCUUGAUUGUGACCACUAUAUUUACAAUUCCCAAGCAAUGAGGGAAGGCAUGUGCUUCAUGAUGGAUCGAGGAGGUGACCGCAUUUGUUAUGUUCAGUUCCCUCAGAGAUUCGAGGGUAUUGACCCUUCUGAUAGAUAUGCCAAUCACAACACGGUUUUCUUUGAUGUUAAUAUGCGUGCUCUUGAUGGUCUCAUGGGCCCUGUCUAUGUUGGAACUGGAUGUCUCUUUAGAAGAACAGCCCUGUAUGGCUUUGACCCUCCUCGAGCAAAAGAACACCACCCAGGUUGCUGCGACUGUUGCUUUUCCCGUCGCAAGAAGCAUUCUUCUGUUGGAAACACCCCGGAAGAGAAUAGGGCAUUAAGAAUGGGUGAUUCUGAUGACGAAGAGAUGAACCUUUCUCUGUUCCCUAAGAAGUUUGGCAACUCAACAUUCCUCGUUGAUUCAAUUCCAGUGGCUGAAUUUCAAGGUCGUCCCCUUGCAGAUCACCCAGCUGUUAAGAAUGGCCGCCCACCUGGUGCUCUUACAAUUCCUCGUGACCUUCUAGAUGCAUCAACUGUUGCAGAGGCAAUCAGUGUCAUUUCUUGCUGGUAUGAAGACAAGACAGAGUGGGGACACAGAAUUGGGUGGAUUUAUGGUUCUGUUACAGAAGAUGUUGUCACUGGUUAUAGGAUGCACAACAGGGGAUGGAAAUCAGUUUACUGUGUGACCAAGCGCGAUGCCUUCCGUGGCACUGCUCCCAUUAAUCUCACAGAUAGGCUUCAUCAAGUCCUCAGGUGGGCUACUGGUUCUGUUGAGAUUUUCUUCUCCCGCAACAAUGCCCUUCUAGCCAGCCCAAGAAUGAAACUACUACAGAGGAUAGCAUAUCUCAACGUCGGUAUCUACCCUUUUACGUCCAUCUUCUUGAUUGUUUACUGCUUCCUGCCUGCACUAUCGCUCUUCUCUGGCCAGUUCAUUGUUCAGACGCUUAAUGUCACUUUCCUUGUCUACCUCCUUGUCAUCUCUUUGACUUUAUGCUUACUAGCUUUGCUUGAGAUCAAAUGGUCUGGCAUUGAACUAGAGGAGUGGUGGAGAAAUGAACAAUUUUGGUUGAUUGGAGGUACUAGUGCUCACCUUGCUGCUGUGCUUCAAGGGCUGUUGAAGGUUGUUGCAGGAAUUGAAAUUUCUUUCACCUUGACAUCAAAAUCAGCUGGUGAUGAUGUGGAUGAUGAGUUUGCUGAUCUCUACGUUGUCAAAUGGACUUCUUUAAUGAUACCACCAAUCGUGAUCAUGAUGGUCAACUUAAUAGCAAUCGCAGUCGGAUUUAGCCGAACAAUAUACAGUGUGAUACCACAGUGGAGCCGUUUAAUAGGUGGAGUUUUCUUCAGUUUCUGGGUCUUGGCUCAUCUCUACCCUUUUGCCAAAGGGCUGAUGGGAAGACGAGGGAGGACACCGACCAUUGUUUUUGUGUGGUCAGGACUUAUAGCAAUCACCAUAUCCCUCCUCUGGGUGGCCAUCAAUCCCCCCUCAAAUACUGACCAAAUUGGAGGCUCAUUCCAGUUCCCUUGAUAGGAGACCAUUUUUUCUUGUCGAGAUGCAUUUGUUCAAUGACAUUCCUUCAUUAGUUCUAUAAUUUUCUUUUGCCCUUCCCUUUCUUUCAUCUGUCAUGUUGGAGAACAGGCUAGAUAUGAUCUUGUUUCUUGUGCAACGCUUCAUGUAUGUGAAAGAUCGGCAGGACCAAGAAGGUGAAAUGCUAGUAUCAGUUUUCCAUUUUUUCAUGGAUGACUGCUUAUUGUAUUCUUUUGUAAUGUAGAAAGUUGAACAUCAAAUUAAUUACAGAGGCAACUGCCUCCAGAUUUCUUUUAUUCACUUAA